Paramecium sonneborni is the source of this 3251-nucleotide messenger RNA. The record is from the annotation of a GenBank genome assembly. Lineage: Eukaryota; Ciliophora; Oligohymenophorea; Peniculida; Parameciidae.
AUGAAACAAUUGCUCCCAAGUCAUAAAGCUUAAUCUCUUAUUAGAAUAACAUAGACUGGAUGUUCUAAGUAAUCGCCGGUAAAGGGAAGGUCGAAUUAGAGAAAUUAAAGUUUACCUGGAUUUCCAACCUAAUAAAUUGAGAAGGAAGAUGAUGAAGAAGUAAAUAGUAUGUUAAUUUAGACAAAAGAAAUAAAUAAAUUAGUACAAGAUUAAGAACUAUGUUCAUUAGAAUAAAUAUAAGAUAAAGGAAGAUCAUAUUUAAUUGAUAAUCAGCAUUAAGUAUUUGAUAAUCAUUUACAAUUGAUUAAACCUAAUCUUCCAAAUGCUAGUGAGUAGGGUUUAAGAAGAUAUUAUCUGAAGUCAGAACGAUAUAAGGAAAUGUAGCAAUUUUAUCAUGUUGAUAAAAAUAUAUAUGGAAGGAUGAGUGAAAAGAUAUAAACAGAAAGACUGAUGCCAAGAACGUUAAAAUUAUUAGCAGAGUCUCCUGAUAAAUUAGUAGCAAAUAAUAUAUUUGGAAGUGAUAAAUAUGUAUAAUUAUUUGCUGAAGGUAUCAGCAGCUCUCAUUUUAAUAAUUUAAAGAGAUUAUAAUUAAGAAAUAAUAAGCUAAACAAUAAUCGAACUUGCCUCUUAACAUAGAGACUUCCCAAUUCUAUCAUAGAAUUAGAUUUUAGCAAUAAUAAAAUUGGUACAUCAGGAGUUUAGAGCAUUUGUAAUUAUAUAUCUUCUAGAAAUUAUAAUAUUCAGCAUUUAAAUUUGGAGGAUAAUAAUCUUAAAGAUCUUGCAGUCUUAUCUAUACUUAAAACUUUGAAUGAUAGCAAAUCUAUUAGAGUUUUGAAGCUUUCUAAGAAUUAGAUAACUGAUUUACCAAUGGAAACAUUUGGAUAAUUACUUAAGAAGGUAUUGAAUCAGUCAUAUAACAGAACAAUUCUUUAUAAGAAGUGUAUUUGCAUUUCAAUCUGAUUAAAAAUCCUGGAGGGUUGACAAUCAUGAAGGGUUUGAUAAAGAAUUAAUUUUUGAAGGUUUUAGAUCUUUCAUUUAAUAAAUUAGGACAAAAUUAAGAAUUUGUAUAAGCAUUAUCUGAGUAAUUAUUAUUAUUAUAAUAUAUUGUAGUGUUAUAAUUAAACCUCAUCCAGAAUUAACUCAUUUAGAUUUAUCAUUUAAUAGAUUUAAUGAUGAUGAUGCUAUGGUAAUACAUAAAGCCCUUAUAUAUAAUUAAUAAUUAUUUGGGUUUCAUUUUUCUGGUAAUCCUCAUAAUUAUUAUGUGAAUCCCAGAUCAUUUUUAGUGAAGGAAGUAAUGUAUGAUGAAAAUAAAUCAGAUCCUAAACUUUUUAAAAGAAUUAAUAGCGUAAAUUGCAUAAACACUAAAACUAAAGAAAACUGUUGGAUUUGUGAAGGCUGGGUAGAAAUUGGAUUUCAUUACUCUGGAAUUGAAUAUCAACAUCCAAUAUUUUUACAUCUUGAUUUCGAACAAUAUAGACCAAUUUUAAUGAAUUAAUAAACUAAUAGCUAUUAUCUUUAAAGAAUGUGUCCACCUAAUAAAAAAAUUCACUAUUUUUUUAGCAAUCCUAUUUAUGAUGUAAGAUUUGUAGCUAAAGAUCAAAAGACUUUAACUCUUGAUAUUAAUGAAGAAAUAAGAAAAAAAGGAAUAGAUUUAUAAUAUGCUGAUGGUUCAUCAGUUUUAGUGUAAUUAUCUAUUGUUAAUUAUAUUCAUUCAGAAUAGAGUCGAAAUAUUAUUGAUUCUUCUAGACAUUACAUGGCUAAUAUUACAUGUAGACCCAGAGAAUCAGAAUCAAUCAUUGAUAUUGAUUUCAAUAAAGCUAAAAAAAGAGUUUGGUCUUAUGAAAAUUCAAUUUUUAAAGAUUUUUAACCAGAUACUGAAGGACAUCUUUUAGAUUGUUUUGAAUUUGACUUUGAAUGUGGAAAAUUGAUUAAACAUUUGUAAAACUAAUAGGAAAUAGAAUAAUUGAAAAAUAAAAUGAAAAAGAUAUACAAAUACAUUAUUGGUUGUUAUCAUUAUUUUUGUGCUAAAACUCUAAAUUAUGAUAUACCAUGUAUCAAUUUAUAAAGUUUUUUGGAUUUUAUUUCUUAAACAAGUAUUCUUGAGAAAUCAUUAAUGAAUUCUUUAGAUCUAUAAUUAACAUUUCUAUCAAGUUAUGUAGUGGUGAAAUAAAACAAUUAUAUUCAUAUAUAGGAAAAAUGUUUAGUGAGAUUUUAAUUCGUUGAAAUAAUAGUAAGAUUGGCUAAAGAAUAAUAUAUUAGAACAGGAUUAGCCAAUAAUAUGGCAGAAGCUUUAGAAUUGUUAUUUGAAUAAGAUGAAGUAUUGCAAUUUAUGUAAAGAUUUGGGAUUUCUUAAGAUUGGAGAGAUACUCGUUAUUGGACUGAAUUAAUGGAUUAUACAAUUAGAAUUAAGUUGCCUAUUCUUAAUAUACUAUAUGAGAAUGCUUGUAAAUAAACAAUGAAACAUGGAAAUAAAUUUGUAACAUUGGCAGAUUUUAAGUUAUUUGUAGAUCAAUUUGAACUACAAAAAUACAUAUCUGAAAAAGAAUUAUAUUUGAUAUUUCUUUAAAGUAUGUAAACCUAAAGAGAUGAAUUAAGAGAAUCUAAAUUUUUAAAGAUGGAAUUAUUAGAAUUCGUAGAAGCUAUAACAAGAUUAGCAGAAAGAAUUUCACCAGUUACUCCAAUGUAUGCUAAGAAACAUAGUAAUUUAAUAAAUGAUGUUUCAAGAAGAACUUUUCCUUUAUUUGUAAAGUUUGAAGGAAUAAUCAUUGUUAUGUAUUAGAAAUUGAAAUCUAUUUUUGUUGAAAUACCAAACGUAGAAAAAGAAAUAAUCUAUAAAACAGUCAUAAAAACAGAGAAAGCAAGAAAAUUAGGAAUUUAUGGUAUAAAAUUAGUAUAAUCAUUAAAUAGAGGAAGACAAUAGUUCUGAUGAAGAGAAAAUCAAAUCCAUAAAAAACUUAAAUCUUCUUCCAGAUGAAGGAUUACUACCUCCACCAUAAUAAUCUGCUGGAUGGAAUAAACUUAGAUAAUGGGCUUCUAAAUAAAAGAGAAUUUCUAUGGAAUCUGCCAACAUCUUAGAAUAAUUAGAAAGAUAUUAGGUUAAAGAGGACGAGAUGUUUUAAAAAUAAGGAGAUGCUAUUUCUGGAUACGAUCGAUAUAAGAUUACUUAAGAAAAAAAGAAAAGAGAAGAAUAUAAAAAAACAAUCCUAUACUAAGAUCCUUAAUUCAAAUUCGAACAGGAAUUGUCUAAUUGA